Molecule: messenger RNA, 1544 nt
Organism: Plodia interpunctella (Indianmeal moth)
Lineage: Eukaryota; Metazoa; Arthropoda; Insecta; Lepidoptera; Pyralidae
Product: adipokinetic hormone/corazonin-related peptide receptor variant I-like
Exons: 8
Coding region: 289-1524 (411 amino acids)
Biological process (GO): cellular response to hormone stimulus; G protein-coupled receptor signaling pathway
Cellular component (GO): plasma membrane
Molecular function (GO): vasopressin receptor activity; peptide binding
Source: RefSeq, a predicted model, not a curated record
UGGUUGUUCAGAAAAUAAUAAUUAACUUUUAGAUGUAGUUAAACGUAAAGUAUAUAAUAUUUAACAUGAAUUAUAGUUUUGUGAGUGCGUGUAACAUAAAACUUGUCUUAAUUACUAACUUUUGAAAGUGGUGUCAAAUUAAUAAACUAUAAGAAAAUAAAAGAAAAGUCUAAAGUGAAACAAAUAAAAAAUGUGCCAUAAAUCUAAAUCAAAUUUGCGUUUUUAAUAAAUUCAAUUAAAAGAUUUAUAAAACUUCUUAAUGUCGUUUCAAACACGUACACUGUAAAUAUGAAUAGCACUAGUGAAACGAAGAUUUCAAUACCAGCAUCUGAUCAGGUGUUUGUCAUAGUCGUCUAUAGCACACUACUUGUUAUUGGUGCCCUGGGAAAUGUUGGAGUCCUGGUGUCUCUCCUACGUUCCCGAAGACGGAAGUCCAGAGUCAAUCUGUUGAUGACGCAUUUGGUCAUUGCUGACAUGAUGGUCACACUCGUCGUUAUACCUUUGGAGAUUGGUUGGCGUACUACUAACGCGUGGUUAGCGGGGAAUUUGGCGUGCAAGUUUUUUUUAGUUCUCAGAGCAUUUGGACUCUACCUCUCUUCCAAUGUUCUUGUUUGUAUAUCAGUUGACAGAUUUUUUGCAAUCAUAUACCCACUGCGUUUGGCUGUAGCCAGAAAGCGAAGCAAAAUGAUGCUUUAUUUAGCGUGGAUGAUCGCCUUACUGUGUAGCUUGCCUCAGAGUCUUGUGUUCCGUGUGAAGAGUCACCCGAAAGUGAAAGACUUCCAACAAUGCGUAUCUUUCGAAGCCUUCAGAAGCCCGCAUCAAGAACUGGCAUAUAACAUCUUCUGUCUGUCUGCAAUGUACUUUUUGCCACUGACAAUCAUAACCGGAUGCUACAUUUGUAUUUUUUACGAAAUUUCUAACAACUCUAAGGAAAAUACAGAAAAGACCCAACAGACAGAGAGCCGAGUCACGCUCAGGCGCUCUGAUCAACGACCUUUGGUGCGCGCGCGCAGGAGAACCCUCAGGAUGACGGUCACCAUUGUAACAGUGUUUGCUUGCUGUUGGCUGCCGUAUGCCACUAUGACAUUGUGGUACAUGGUGGAUCGGAAUUCCGCUGUCCAUGUGUCACCUAGAAUCCAGGACAUGUUCUUCAUUAUGGCCGUCUCCAACUCCUGCAUGGACCCCCUGGUGUACGGCUCCUACGCGUUUGACCUUCGAGCGUUCACGAAGACCUUUAGGAAAAUUUUCUGCAAUGUAAAUCCCACUGAUAUACCAGUUAUAUCGAAUCCGCAUGAUAAUUUGAAGACUAAGUUACCUGCUUCUAAUACACUACAGAAUCAGGUUCAUCGCAGUUACUGCAAAAGGUACCCAGUAUUUGGACAGACGGCAACCAAUAGUCGACUAAGUCCGAAUUCAGAGCCUCUUUAUUUUGUGAACAAACUUUCUUCAAAAGAAGCUGUGAAAGGCUCUCGAAGUUUCGACGGUUUUCUUACACAUUCUCCGCGAAGGGAGUUUAAUUUUUAGCUUUUAUGAAAUUAUGUAAA